AUGCUUGAAAAUGAUCUACCACAUAAUGAGUUAGUCUGGUGGAGGAUGACAAAGAAACAAAGAUAUUUACCUGGGCGUACCGUAAUAUUGGAAUUAGAAAACAAAACAGUAGGAAUAGAAGAAGAACAUGAAAAAAUAUUGAGAAAGUUAAUUAAGCAUGGCUCAGUUAUUAUUCAUUCAUUUGAUGAUAUGAAAUAUGCUGUUUGCAAUUCUAGCAAUGUCAGAUUAUAUCCGACAUUUUCUGAACAGGAGCAAAAGUCACUUGAAAAAGAAUGCAUAAAAUCAACGAAGGUAAAUUAUAGAGCUUUGUUACGGAUCAAAAAAAUAGUUGAACUCAGAAAAUUAGAUCAGGCACAAUUUGAAAGCAACAAAACAAAUAUGUCUCCCUUAGAAAUUCGCAUGAUUCAAUUUUUUAAGGAUAAAGAUAGUAUCAUUAAUAUUUCUGAAAGUAUACAAUAUCUCGAAAAUAACACUGCAAUUGAACUACUGGGAUCAAUUGUUAACAGGAAAACUUUAAAAACUAUGAUUGGCCAAAGUCCACAAGCUUAUUUUUAUUUAGAUAAAAACUUAUUAAAUGAAAAAAAUAGAAAUAUUCUUGAGAAAGAGCAAGAUACUAUAACGGAAUCUAUUGAAUCUAAGCAUUGGCAAAACGAAUUAAAUGAAAUCAUUGUCAAUAGGAAAACUAUUUGUGAAUUGUUGAGCUGCAUACCAUUUGAAUUACUAUCAAGCAAAUAUAAUGAAAAAAGAAACGUUGAAUUAAUUAUCAAUAAAAUUUCUGCGAAUGAUUGUGAAGACCAAAUGAUCGAAAAAUUUUGUAAACAAAAUAUUGAUUCUAUUUACCAUGGGAAAUUCAUCAUAGAAUAUAUUAAAUUAUCGAUAUUAUACCUGCGCAUUCUAUCAAAAUCAAUCGCACUAAGAGUUGUAAAUGCCAAUCAAAAGAAAAAAACGAGAAACAAAUCUGCUUCGCAAUAUGUUAUAGUUUUAUCACUUGAGCUAUUAUUUUGCGAUCCAUAUGAAGUCAAAAUGCUUUCAUUGACUAAAUUAAAGUAUGAAGAAAAAAACAUCUCUAGGGUAAACAAUUGGUUGGGGUUUCUACAUAUUGAUGCGGAUUCAAAUAGUUCAUCUAAUGAGGUGUUAAGUAAUAAUUUGGAAAAAAGUAAUGCCCAUGAUCUAUCGUUAUGUUUUAAAACAACAAUCCCUGAUAAAAAUUCUAGAAAAAAUGAAUUCUAUUAUAAGGUUGAUUUAAAUCGUAUCAGUAGUCAACUGGUAAUUUCUGAGGAAUUACAGAAUGCCUAUAACUUCUAUAGCAAGGAAUUUAAUCUUGAAGACCUAGAACACCGUACGAAGUUGUUCCACGUUAUUAAAACUUCAUGUCCCAUGAUGAUUAAACUAUUGAGGGAAUGGAUUAUGAGUGUUAAUGGGGGUGACUUUGACCAUUUAGGUAGCAUUGAUCAACUGAAAAAAAUCAAAGAAAAUUUAUUGAAUGUUGAUAAAUAG
This is a messenger RNA of Cryptosporidium ubiquitum, 1497 nucleotides long. RefSeq lists its product as uncharacterized. The record is from RefSeq and is a predicted model, not a curated record. NCBI's taxonomy places the organism in Eukaryota, Apicomplexa, Conoidasida, Eucoccidiorida, Cryptosporidiidae. The transcript has a single exon. Bases 1 to 1497 code for a protein of 498 amino acids.